Molecule: messenger RNA, 924 nt
Organism: Caenorhabditis sp. 36 PRJEB53466
Lineage: Eukaryota; Metazoa; Nematoda; Chromadorea; Rhabditida; Rhabditidae
Source: the annotation of a GenBank genome assembly
AUGACUUCAAAACCAGAGGAAGCUAGAAACAAAGAAAUGUAAGCUCCAGAGAUCCGGAAUGAAACCGUUCGCUUUUUUGUCUAUUCUUUUAGAUUUUUCCAUUUCGAUUUUGCAGAGACAGUUCGGAAGAGGAAGAGGGAUAUCUGCAGAAACUUCUGAAGAAGGAGCAGUUCAAACUGCAAGAUGAGUUCCGUUUGGACGUGGAGGGCACCAUCAAGUACCUGCAGGCCCUUAACAAACUCACCGAUUCGCUGCAGAAAGUCGUCGUGGUGAGAAUUCCUGAAUUCACCAGAAAGAAAUCAGUUUUUGCAGUCCGGCACCAGUUAUCAUUUCGACGAGAAGCGACAAGUGCCGUACAGCGGAUGGAGAUAUCUGACCGGGUACUUGAAGAAGGUCGACUGGAUCGGAAAGAACAAAACGGAAGCGGAGAACUUCAUCUCCGCCUGCGAUCUCCUCGGAUUCGCCGAAGAGAAGAAGAUCGCUGUGAUCCGCAAUCCCGACGAACGAUCGAACAUUUUCAUGGCGGGCGGGCCGUACCGACAGAAAAUGGAACAGUUGAACGCGGCGAUGGGCGAGUCGAUCAAAAGGUGCAAUCGUCGGAGGAAGAAAGUGGAGAAGGCGGCGGUGAUGAAGGAUCUGAAGGACCAGGGACCGAAGUACGUGGCGGCGGUGAAGCAGUUGGACACGGAGUGCCGCGAGAUGGAGAACUACACGAUCAACGUGUCCAAUCACAGAGAAUACCAUCAUUUGCACAUCAGAAAGAGUCUCGGCGUUAUCGAAGAGUUGUCGGAGGAGAAGACGACGGUUCUGAAAGACAAAUUGAAGAAGAAAGCGAUCGGAGAGAUCAAGCCGAAGAAUUCGACAACGCCGAAGAAGGAGAAGGGCGAGAAGUCGGUCAUGGAGAGGACGAUCAGGAAAAAAUAA